UGCCCGCCACGUAGCAGUGCGGUCUCUCUCCCUUAUCGCUUCGCCCUUCCUUUUCCGCUCUCUUUCACCGUCCCCGCCGCGUCCAUCGUGAGAAGACCUAACCCUAGUCAUCCACCAACUCGAUCGGAGAGGAGAUCGGAGAGGAGAGGAGGUGCGGUGAUCCCGACUUCACUCGGUCCAGGCCUUAAAUCCAAGGCAAUCGAGAGAAGAGAUCCGCGGAUGAAGGAAUAAGGAAACCGAUCUCGAUUUGGUUCGUCAUGGACUUGGAGUGGGUUGCGGAAAGGGGAGGGGAGGGGGGCCUCCUCGUUUAAGAGGAAGAGGAAGAGGAGGACGAGGACGAGGAGUAAGUUACUUGCUGCCGCCGAGUCAAGGCCGAGCCGAAGACGGCGAGGAGGUUUUGUUUGGAGCUUUUCCGUGGCGGGAGGGGAGGGAUUCCCGACGCAACCGUCAAAAAUCUUCCACCCAACACUCUCCAAAGGAUCCAACGGGCUCGAGUGGAGAGAUUCUGCAGGACGAGCACCGCAUAGAGGAGAAGGCGGAGAUGGCUUCUAGUGGAGAGAAGCUGCAGAAGCACCGGCCAGAGGAGAUAGCUCUUAGAACGGGCUCGAGUGGUCAGACAACGCAGAAGCUCCGAGAGAAGGCAGCCACUGAGAAUCACCGUCCAAAGGAGAUUGGCCCAAGUGGAGAGAAGCCGCCGCAUAAGCUCCUCCGGGCAAAGGGGAAGGCGGGCACGAGCUCAAUUGGAGUAACGCUACAGAAGCACCGGGCAGAGAAGGCGGACUCAAGUCGAGGGAUACCGCACAAGCUCCAGGCACCGGCCGGCACAAGCUCUAUUGGAGUAAUGCCACAGAAGUACCAGGCAAAGCAGCAGAUGGGUACCUCUCGGCUUGGACGCCAUCCACCAUGUAUCCAAGUCCAAGGAGGAGUAAGCAACAGAGAGGCACAAGCGGCCACUACCAACCGGCAGAAGCACACCAAAAGUAACAAUUCAUUAUCGACGAGGGCCACUACAAAGCUCAGAUCAGCAACAAACACCCCAUGUCAAAAGCCCACCACUGCCCCUUCCUCCAAUGGCAACACUGCUCCUCCCAAGGAUCGUAAAGAACCUGCUACAAACGCUGAGAAUAAUGCUGUUCCUGUCGCAGAGAACAAUGAUUUGCAAGAAGCGGAUGAGGCAAUCAAAAGGCUGAAUGAAUUGGGCUUGGGAGAGAAUAUCAGCUCUGAGGAGUUCCUUACAUACAUUGACCAGCUGAAUGAACAACCUAAAAUCGAUACUUCCAUUGAACUGGACGAUGCACAGGUCACUACCCUCUAUUUUCAGCAUGCGCGCUAUCGCGUCAGAUACUAUAAGCACUUGUCACAACAACCUAAUACUGAGUUGGUAGAGGAUUCUUACCACAUGAAACUUGUUGGGGAAGAUGAACUCUCCGAUGAGUUUAUUCGCGAGAUGGAAUUUUUUAUGCGUUUCGAGGAAGAUGGCACAUUUGAUUGGUAUUUCUACCCUGAUUACUGCUGGCUUGCUGCUCUGAACGACUACCAACGUCUAGUACCGAUAAACUGUGUUGGUGAGGAGUACGCUUAUUGGGACGACUACCGCGGCUAUUUUAAUAGCUAUCAUACUGAAUUGCAAUAUCUCGACUUCUGCAAGGCAUUGUCGAAGGAACUUAAGUGGAUGGAAGACUAUGUCCUGAAUAAACUGCCAUCUUCUAAGUGGGGAAGAAUAUGCAGCAGAGGAGCCUACCAAGCAAUUAAGAUUGCCACCCGCUUUUCCAAGAUCACUGCUGCUUUGGCCUAUAAUGCCUACUAUGAUUGUUUACAGCACAUGCGCUUUUAUGUUGCUUAUUGCAAGGACAUGGAUAGCUUGUACUUUGAGAUUUGGCAGCGGGUCAACAUGCAAAAAAAGAGUUUCAGAGAUUCUUUGGAGGAAGUCUACAACCUCAACAAGUUCCCUUCACGGCAAGAUAAAAUGAAGGAUGCAUUGGAGAAUAACUGUUCCCACAUGGAAACUGUGAUUGCGGAGGAUAAAGCUCUGGAGCUGAUUGCAAAGGCAGUUGAAAGUCGGAUGAACAAAGCAAAAUUCUACGAGCAGUAUAUCGAAAAGAAGAUAGAUAUUGCCCAAGCUAUUGGAUUGAUUUCCACGGAUGGGACUGAAGCAACAUGAUGUGCUUAACUUAUAGUGUUUUUUUUUGGGAGGGCUUAGCUUACCUUUCUUUUUAUAUCAGUAUCAGUAGAUGUCGAUGCCCCGCCAGCGCCUGCAGAAAUAAAGAUCCCGAACCAAUGUUUUUUUAGCUGUUAUGAUUAAUUCGGUUUCCAGGCUCCGGCCCGAUCGAAAGCAUUGUAAUUGAUAAUGUUAUGUGCGAUACAUUUAGCGUACGUUGCAAUCGUGCCUCGGAGUGAUUCGACUUGCUGAUUCGGAAGAUGAAGUUUUUUUUUUUGCAUGAAAUUGGGCUAUCCAAUUAGCUUGUUGUUUGCUUUGUGGUCGACAUGGAUGAAUGUGAUUGUAUAUAGAGGCUCACAACCGUGUCUUUGUGCUAACUGCCCUAGCUAGAUUAUGCAAGUUGAUAUCAGCAAUUUGCUGCUUUAUAGGACACUGAGAACAAAAUACAUCUACAGGAGAGUUUUUUUUUUCUUUGAAGUUUGGUCAAGUUUUUUCAGUUCUUUUUUUUCUAUUAAUCCUGAUAAGUUGAGACUUCCUUUGAAAUUGAGGAAUUGCAUAUAAGAUCUCUGUAAGAACUGAACUAGCUCUGUGAGAAGUGUUAUAAAAUUCUUCGUUCCAAA
This is a messenger RNA of Oryza sativa Japonica Group (Japanese rice), 2778 nucleotides long. RefSeq lists its product as uncharacterized. Lineage: Eukaryota; Viridiplantae; Streptophyta; Magnoliopsida; Poales; Poaceae. The record is from RefSeq and is a predicted model, not a curated record.